Molecule: messenger RNA, 1381 nt
Organism: Morus notabilis
Lineage: Eukaryota; Viridiplantae; Streptophyta; Magnoliopsida; Rosales; Moraceae
Exons: 5
Coding region: 360-1184 (274 amino acids)
Source: RefSeq, a predicted model, not a curated record
AUGAUCAUUAUAUGCCCCAGUUUUCACAUCUCUUUAGUUAGGGUAACAACUCCUCAUUAGGCAGUUCAUCGGCGGAGAUUUCUGUUAUUUGUUUCAUAAAUUGAUAGUCCAUAUAUCUCAAUAAAAUCGCUCCUUAAUUAGAAGAGGAAGAGGAAGAAGGAGGAGGAGGAGGAGGAGGGUGUUGUUAUUAUUAGACGUAUUUACGAAUUUCGAAUCUUUGAUUAAAGUUUUUCCAUUUGAUUCCAUUCCACAAGCCGACUCUGACUGAUCACUGGUUUCAAAGAAUAUUGGUAAUUUUAUUUUCUCCCACCAAAGUUCAGACUUCAUAUCGAGGGGGUUUAAAUCUUCGAGUGGUUCACAUGAGUACUUCAGACAUCACCAUGGGAAGUAGUGGCGGAAAGAAAGUGUUGCUCACUUCCAACGCAGACGAGAUUUCCAACAACAUAGCUCUUCAUUUGGCCCGCAGAGGUUGCAGGGUGGUUUUGAUGGGAGAUGAGAGGCGUCUCCGGAAUGUUGCAGAGAAGAUAAGAUGUGAUGUGGAGGGUGCUUUGCCAGUGGAUGUGGUUGCUGUGGAUAUGGAGGAGGAGAGAGAAGGGCCUUUCCAUGAGGCAGUGGAUAAGGCAUGCAAGUUUUUAGGCAAUUUGGAUGCUUUUGUGCAUUGUUUCACUUAUGAAGGAAAGUCACAAAACCAUCUAGAAUUAACCGAAGACGAGUUCAAAAAGAUAAUGAAAAUAAACUUCAUGGCUCCGUGGUAUUUGUUAAAUGCCGUCGGAAGAAAGAUGCGGGACAACAAGUCAGGAGGUUCCAUAGUGUUGUUGACCACAAUUGCCGGUGGUGAAAGAGGAAUUUAUCAAGGAGCCACCGCAUAUACUUCAUGUGCGGCGGGGUUGCAGCAGUUAGCUCGGGCAUCAGCUCUAGAAAUUGGGAAAUACAAGAUCAGGGUGAAUGCAAUAGCAAGAGGAUUGCACAUAGAAGAUGAAUACCCAAAAGCAGUGGGGAAAGAUAGGGCAGAGAAAUUCGUCAAGGAUGCAGCUCCACUAGAGAGAUGGCUAGACCCUAAGAGUGAUGUCGUUUCAACAGUUAUUUAUUUAAUAAGUGAUGGGUCAAAGUACAUGACAGGCACUACCAUUUUUGUUGAUGGGGCACAGUCUCUCACAAGGCCUCGGAUGCGUUCUUACAUGUGAUUCCUCUUUCCCAUAUCGCCUUUUUUUGUUCCAACCCCAUUACUCAGAAAUAAGUUAUUUUAAUGGAUUAUUUAACUGUGUGCCACCACAAUACGCCUUAAUUAAAGGUCGUUGGUGAAAAUUUAUUGGAGGUACUCUUUUGUUCAACUAUGAUUUGAGAUGGGGUGGUAAUUUGAUUCGUGUUUGAAUUGAUCUAA